This is a messenger RNA of Pimephales promelas (fathead minnow), 1783 nucleotides long. It is a transcript of the gene dnajc25, whose product is annotated as DnaJ heat shock protein family (Hsp40) member C25. The record is from RefSeq and is a predicted model, not a curated record. Gene Ontology annotation, cellular component: endoplasmic reticulum membrane. Gene Ontology annotation, biological process: protein folding. Lineage: Eukaryota; Metazoa; Chordata; Actinopteri; Cypriniformes; Leuciscidae.
GAAAAAAAAAAAAAAAACAGAAGUCUUUCCAUUCUUGCUCACUAACUUUAUCAGUCAAAGAUAUCUGCGUUUAAUUAAGAAUUGAUCUAAUAUUAUUUGAAAAACUAGAUUAGAGUAGUCAACAUUGGAAAGGGAGAAUUAGGACCACGAAGACAGACUUGACUAGUAAUUUGACACGAUAUUGGAAAAGAUUUUUUGCACAGUGUUCAACCAUGGACAGAAAACCUCUGUCAACCUCUGUGUUCAACCAUAGAAAGUAAACACGUGUAGGUUGCGUCAUCAGAGUGCGACGCAGCAUCAGAAUGCUGACAUGGCCGCGUCCGUGGAGCUGAGACUCACUUUAUGGAUCUGUUUUGUGUUUAUUUUGGGGUUUUCUUCGGUCACCGCGCUCAUCGAGGGACUGUAUUGCGGGACUCAGAGUUGCUAUGACGUGCUUGGGGUUUCGCGUGAGUCCAGUAAAGCGGAGAUCGGUCGCGCGUACCGCCAGCUGGCCCGAAAAUACCACCCGGACCGGUACCAGCCCGGAGAGACCGGAGACACCCGCGAGACCGCGCAGCAAAAGUUUCUGCUCGUCGCUACCGCUUACGAGACACUCAAGGAUGAAGAGUUACGUAGGGACUAUGACUACAUGCUGGACCACCCGGAGGAAUAUUACAGCCACUACUACACCUACUACAGGAGAAGACUUGCUCCCAAAGUAGACGUUAGGAUAGUGAUUCUCGUAACUAUUUGUGCAAUCUCACUGUUUCAGUAUUACAGCUGGUGGAGUAGCUACACAGAAGCCAUCAACUACCUGAUGACCGUUCCCAAAUAUCGCAUCCAAGCCGCCGAACUGGCCAAGCAGCAAGGGCUCCUGAACCGAACCAAAGAGAAGGGGAAGAACCGGCGAUCCAAAGAGGAGAUCCGCGAGGAAGAGGAGCAGAUUAUCCGCGACAUCAUCAAGAACAAGAUCGACAUCAAAGGUGGCUAUCAGAAGCCCAACGUCUCCGACAUCCUGCUGUGCAAGAUCAUUCUGUUCCCAUACCAUCUGUGCACCUUCGUGGCGUGGCACUGCUCCUGGUUCUACCGCUUCUCCAUCCGUGGGGAGGAGUACGGGCACGAGGAGAGACUGUACAUCAUCCGCAAGAACAUGAAGAUGUCGCAGGCUCAGUUUGACAGUCUGGACAGCGGCCUGAUAGAGACUUUCCUGAAGCAGCAGCUCUGGAUCAAAGACAACUAUGAGGCCUACCGAGAGGAGCAGGAGGAGGAGAUGAAGAUGAAGAUGGCCACGGACUCGCGAUGGAAACGCUACAGGCGCUGGAUGAGGAGCGAGGGUCCCGGACGUAUCACUUUUGCAGAUGAUUGACCACACACACACACACACACAGUGUGUGUAAAAACACUCGUUUACAAUGGACUGGCGAUGUGCACCUGAUUUAUAAGGAUGCCUUUUCUCAGAUGAUAUAAGACUGUAAAGGCGAUUUGAUUGUACCUAUGGAGGGUCAUGUGACGUCUCCAUGUGCAUAAGAGGAUCAUUUGAGACCGUUUUUUUGAAAAAUAACCGUCUUAAAACAUCAUGUUGUUGUUAAACCCGGACGAAUUUAAUCACAGGCUAGAGAAACGGUUUGUAAAAUGCCACAUUUCAUUCACUGAAAGACUGCGUCUGUUCUUUCUUCUACAUGUCUGCUAUAAAUGUUGCGUCUAAUCCUAUGCUGUAUCUCCAAGCCUUUUAUUUGCAUAUAUAAGGUCAUAUCUAAUUGUUCCGUUACAUGGUACUUUAAUAAAGUUUUAUAUUAGAAUAUUA